Messenger RNA from Priapulus caudatus, 1180 nucleotides. Its product is annotated as UPF0428 protein CXorf56 homolog. The transcript has 8 exons. Lineage: Eukaryota; Metazoa; Priapulida; Priapulimorpha; Priapulimorphida; Priapulidae. Bases 161 to 811 code for a protein of 216 amino acids. The record is from RefSeq and is a predicted model, not a curated record.
CAGAUCAUCUACCAGGUGGCGUGAACAUCGUUUUCAAAAUGUCUGCGCACAUAAACGUUUUGUUAUGUUUUUGUUAUGAAACCUAGAAAUAGCCAGCAAUAUCUACUCUACCAAUUAGAGGAAACCAGCACGUAAUUUUGGAAGAGCUAUAAAAAUAACCAUGCCUAAAGUGAUUUCAAGAAGCAUUGUUGUUCAAGACUCUAAAGAUACUGAAGAAUAUGGUGAAAAACCAUUGCAUGUUUACUAUUGUUUGUGUGGAUCAAUGGCUCUUAUUCUUGACUGUUCAAUAGAUAAGUUGCCAAUGCGAAGAAGAGACAAUGCUCGAGUGAUAGAUGGCAGUAAGCAUGCUCAUAAACUCACAUGUGAUCAGGAUGAGACAGUUUACCUGAGGUGGCCUGAAGGUAUUGAAAAACAGCUAAGGAAAAAGUGCAACAGCUGUGGAUUAUUGCUAUACUACCAGCACCAGAAAGGCAGCAGUGUUACAUUUGUUGUCCAAGGAUCUCUCGUGAAAGCACCCGAGGGCGGAAUCAAAACUGAUAAAGCUGUUCAGCCACCCCCGAAAAAAGUGAUGAUGACCAAACACACAAAGAACAUGGGAAAGUUUAGCUCUGUCACUGUAUCUACUGUGGAAGCAGAAGAAGAGGAGAUUGAAGCUAGAGAAGUGGCAGAUUCAUAUGCGGCGAAUGCACGAGUUAUUGAAAAGCAGAUGGAGAGGAAGGGGCUUGUAAAGCGGAAAGCAAUGGAACAGGCACCAGUCAAGGAAGAAGUGAAGAAAAGCAGACCUAAAGGUACCCUCCUGGAUUAUAAGUGACUUGCUGAUCUGUAAGUUUGUAUAAUAUCAUUCCGUAUUGUCAUAUAUUUCAAUAUAACCAAGGUUUCCUAUCAUUAUAGAGAAUAGGUUCAUCAUUUAUGUAUGUGUUUGUAUAUAAUUUCUCACCUGUUUAUAGUGUAACUAAAAAUUUAGAGACAGUCAUCCAAUGAAUAUGCUAACUAUAACAAUUCUGUUUAAAUUAUCAUAAUUAUUCCAGAUAAUUUAUGAUUAGAAAUAGCCCAGACCAUUCUGAUGUGGUUGUACCUAUUCAGAGUAUAAGCACAAGUGAAGUGACAGAACACAUUGUUAAACAUAUAAGUUGUUUGCAAUUUUAUUUCUUACUAAAUAAACAAUAAGGAAGCACAUAAA